Messenger RNA from Strongylocentrotus purpuratus (purple sea urchin), 3116 nucleotides. Its product is annotated as solute carrier family 49 member 4. The coding region runs from base 647 to 2269 and encodes 540 amino acids. NCBI's taxonomy places the organism in Eukaryota, Metazoa, Echinodermata, Echinoidea, Camarodonta, Strongylocentrotidae. Gene Ontology annotation, biological process: transmembrane transport. Gene Ontology annotation, molecular function: transmembrane transporter activity. Gene Ontology annotation, cellular component: intracellular membrane-bounded organelle; membrane. The transcript is spliced from 12 exons. The record is from RefSeq and is a predicted model, not a curated record.
CUCUGUUAUUUAUUUUUUAUUUCAUUUGUAAAGACUGUUAUGCAUGACUAGUUUACAUCAAAAAAUGAAUUCUAUACAAGUCCUACUAUACAUAGAAAGAAAUUGGAUAUUAUUUUUAUUUGACAUUUUAAAAAUAUUUAUUGAAUUUAUUAAUUGAUUUGAUUCAAGAUUAUAAACGUCUAUUAAAUGUAUCACCCCUCCCUAAUGACACCUCCUUAUUUAAUCAAAAGAAAGAGAACUAACUUGUCUGGAAACUAAUAAUCAAAAUAGUUCUUUUAUUUCUCUUUUAUUUCUUUGCCUACAGAAUGUGGUUGUAAAAUGACAAAGUUCAUUGAUUUAAGGAGAUCUACUGUCCUCUGCUAAAGCAACAUGCGCCAAAUUAAGGGGUCAUGCUAAGUCAUUUGCAAAUAUCCUCUAUUGGAACAUGGUACAUUUUCAUUGCUUUGUAUGUGGCUUUUUAAACCCAAGCCAGUAAAGUUCUUUUAAGGGUGACAGAUGUGCAAAUAUAUAUGAAUAUAUAUAUAAAUAACUUUGGAUAAAACAAUGAUGAUUUUUUAGAGAUUUAAACUUCAAACAAGUCUGUGAUUGAAUACACAGCGGUUAGACAAAUAUUUUGAAAGCCCUGGUCAUUCUAACUCAAGCUGCAAUGUCUGAGCGAAUGAGACACGGGCGCAAUGAGGAGCAGGAUCAGACUGGACUCCUAUCUCAGGCUAUCGAUGACCACUCGGAGGAAUCACACGCUCACUCCAACAACGGAGCACUCCUCACGUCCAUGGAGCACAGUACGAAUGGAGUGAUUGCACAUCGAGACGAGGGGGACCUGAACAGCGUUCUCUUGAGCAGCACCAGGAGUCGUAAGGAAUACGUGGUUUACACAGAGAGGUGGUUCAUCCUGGCUGUAUUCUCUCUCUUGGCCCUUGUCCAAUCAUGUGGCUGGAACACUUGGGGACCAAUUGAAAACACUGCCAGUGUAGUCUUGGGAUGGAAGCAUAGUACCUUUGCCCUUCUUGCCAACUGGGGUGCUAUUGUGUUUUCCCUCACUGUAUUCUUCUUCACCUGGUUGCUCCAUACCAAAGGUCUUCGUGUAUCUGUGUUGAUCGCAGCAGGGGCUUUAGUAUGUGGAAUGGGAAUAAGAUGUCUUCCAGUACCAGUCCAUAGUAUGAUAUGGACGGCUAACAUUGGUCAGGUGAUUAUUGGCCUCUCUGCCCCUGUUCUCAUGGCCGGUGUGACCACCAUCUCUGCUGUAUGGUUUCCUACCAAUGAGAGAACGACCGCCACUGCUAUCUCAUCCACUAUGGCUUACCUAGGUGUCGCAGCAUCAUUCCUCAUUGGACCUCAGGUCGUGUCUGACAUCUUGCCAGUCCAUGCAAAUUCAAGCACAAUCUCCCCUUUUGAUUUGACUGCAGAAGACGACAAUCUUGAAGUUAACCCAGCUGAUUACGACCCAGUAGAAAUUCAGCAUUGCCUCAGACAAAUUAAGCUGCUGCUUUUCAUCGAAUUCAUAUGGACCCUGCUGUUGUUUGUAGUAGCAUUGAUCUACUUUCCAUCGGCACCCAUCUCUCCACCUACUGCAUCAGCCAUUGCCAAGAGAGAAGACCUCAAAGCAGGACUACUAGAAAUUGUCAAAAAGAAACAGUUCUGGAUUCCAGCCCUUAUAUUUGGUAUGACUACAGGGUGUUUCAACAGCUGGAACACACAGCUCGUGGCUAUAUUCGACAACAAAGUCAGUCAGACUGUUUCAAGUUGGAUCGGUUUUUAUUCUAAUUUGGCUGGGGUCUUUGGAGGCAUCAUAUUUGGCACAUUUGUAGAUCGUCUUGGUGGUAAGAUGAAGGCCAUCCUGAUGCUCUUGAUGUGUGGAGCAUGUGGUGGUUUUGUUUGGGUUCUUCUGCUAGCCAAUGGUCUCAUUCCAUUCAGUACAGUGUAUCUGUAUGCUUCAGUCAUCCUGUUUGGGUUCUUCGUCAACUCCAUGGUACCUAUUAUCUUUGAGGUAACGGCAGAGGGUGCUUUCCCCACCGGGGAAGAAACCAGUUGUAUGUUCAUGGCAUGGCUCGCCAACGUUACCGGCUUGGUCUUCCUACUCCUCCCAAUAUUCAUAUCAAAUUCUUCCUUGACUUGGUUGAACUGGGUCAUGCUGGGAGCGCUUGGGAUCAGCGCUGUACUGCUCUUCUUCUACAAGGAGCAUUACGUCAGAAAGGAAUUCGAUGUUACUCAUCACGAUGACGUUGAUGUGGAAGAGGAGUGUGAACAUGACCCACCGAUAAGCACCUAAUGUAUGGGUGCUUAGUAAUGAAAUGACUAGGUGUGUUCAGAUUUGGUGUUUGUGUUAGGAUUAAAGAAUGUACAUUACGCAUGACAAUGAGGAAGAGGAGUAUGAACAUGACCCACUGAUAAGCACCUAAAGUAUGGGUGCUUAGUAAUGAAAUGACUAGGUGUGUUCAGAUUUGGUGUUUGUGUUAGGAUUAAGGAAUGUACAUUGCGCAUGACAAUGACAUUCAGGAAGAGGAGUGUGAGCAUGUCCCACCGAUAAGCAUAUAAACCAGAAGUGCAUGGCAAUAAAAGUAUUAGGUGUGUUCAUGCUUGCGUUGAUAUUUUGAUAGUUUUAGAGGCAUACAAAUUGAUACAACUUAGUUAGAACGUGGUAAAGCAAUUCCCUUCAGUGUGGACCAUUAGCUCUCUUUAAGUUGGUUGUAGUGCUAAAUUUGACACCAGUUCCUCGCCCGAAAACUGGAUGUAAUGUCACAUAAAUUGAUUCAUAGCGUAAUGUAGAGGUACGAAAAGAAGCAUCUGGAAUGCAAAACGUGUAACAAUUCAUGACAUAUGUGGAUGAAAAGGUGUAAUUUGAUGACAAUUGAAGUCAUUUUGGGGCAAUAUUAAGUCUAAUCAAGGUAGUAGAGAUAAUUACUAGCUCUGUGUAGUAAUCUUAUAGGUCUACCUCAGUAGAAUAAAAACAACAUUUCAACAAUUGAGCAUUUUGCGUUCAGGAGGCGUCUUUUUAUGCCACUUUCAUUUCGCUAAGCUUCUUAAAGGUAAUACAAAGUUUUGGUAUGGGGUCAUGAAUUUGGUUCAAAGGAACAUAUUGGAUGCAUAUGCGAUCCUACAAUAUUCAGUGAUCGUUG